AUGGGCAAGCUCACUAGCACGAUCGGCAUUCCGAUCAAGCUCCUCAAUGAAGCGCAGGGCCAUGUCGUUACCCUCGAAAUCACAUCGGGAGUCGUCUACCGGGGGAAGCUUUUGGAAGCCGAGGACAACAUGAACGUCCAACUGAAGGAUAUCACCGUUACUGCCCGCGACGGCCGCGUCUCCCAUCUCGAUCAGGUCUACAUCCGGGGAAGCCAUGUGCGAUUCUUCAUCGUGCCGGACAUGCUGAGGAACGCCCCCAUGUUCCGCUCACGAGGCGUGCGUGGCCGCGGUGUCGGUUUGGCCCGUGGUAAGGCCACCGUGCAGCGUGCGCGCGGCCAGCGGAGGGGUUAA
This is a messenger RNA of Penicillium waksmanii, 351 nucleotides long. Its product is annotated as putative small nuclear ribonucleoprotein SmD3. Bases 1 to 351 code for a protein of 116 amino acids. Gene Ontology annotation, biological process: spliceosomal snRNP assembly; RNA processing. The record is from RefSeq and is a predicted model, not a curated record. Gene Ontology annotation, molecular function: RNA binding. Gene Ontology annotation, cellular component: U1 snRNP; precatalytic spliceosome; SMN-Sm protein complex. NCBI's taxonomy places the organism in Eukaryota, Fungi, Ascomycota, Eurotiomycetes, Eurotiales, Aspergillaceae. The transcript has 4 exons.